CUUCCAGCCGCACGACAUGCCUACGCCCCGGCGAACGACUUAGCGGCACGUCAUGGCGUCGCCGAAUCAGCCCAGCGGUGCAAGUGCGGAGCCCAACAGCGAUGACCACGGGAAGAAGGAGAAGGCCGAGACGCCCGGUGAGGGCCAUGGCCUCUUCCACGCGCAGCGGCUGCGCGACAUGGCGGCGGAGCUGCGACAUAUCCACGACAUCACCGCGGAGCUGCCCACCUUCCACGACGUGGCAACGGAGCUUUCCAGUAAGGCCACGGAGCUCUCCGCCAAGGCCCAGGCCACGGCCACGGAGCUCUCCGCCAAGGCGCAGCAGACGGCCACGGAGCUGUCCGCCAAGGCCCAGGCCACGGCCACCGAACUGUCGGCCAGGGCGCAGGCUACGGCCACCGAGCUCUCUGCCAAGGCUCAUGAGCUGUCUGACUCGAUCUUCAAUCACAUGUUUCGCUAUGAGUCUGCGGUGCAAGCCAGACGGAGAGCCUUGAUGCUGGUGGAUGUGCUCGUGGAACGCCCUUGCGCGGGGCGCCUGAAACGCCGCUGGGUGUUACUGGCCACCUGCGUGACCUUUUGUUAUCUGCGCUACGUGCUGCCGGUGCUCACCUGUUGGGGUUCCAGACAUUGGGAGCAGAGCGUGGACGCCAGCGAGUUUGAGGAAACGGUGGGAGGCCAUAACUCCCACGUGAGCUUUGCCGUCCUCUUCCUGGUAUCCAUUGGUUACCUUUCGAUGCUCCAUUGCUCGGCACGAUUGAUGGAGGCGAGGUUGCCGAUUCAGAGCAGUAUUUUUGAGAUGCUGGUGGUGUACAACAUGACCCAGAUGCUCUUCAAUGCCUUUGUCAGCAGUCAACUUCUACGCGAAGCUUGGGCGCAAGGCUUCAAAAGACCCUGGGGAAAUGUCUUCACCUACACGAAGGAAAGCCACCGCUUGGGCUACUUCAUCUGGCUGCACUACCACGGCUGCCAACUGGAACUGCUUGACACGCUUUUUAUAGUCAUUCGCAAGAAGUUCCAAAAGAUCACCUUCCUCCAUGUCUGGCUGCGACUGCUGAACAUGUGGGGCUGGUUUUUCGCUUGCCGCUACGCGUGCGGCGGCGACACCUAUUUUCCCGCCUCCGUCAAUGCUGCCACCCGUGCGGUGGUCUACGCUUUUUAUAGUUGGUCCUUGCUGACGGACCUGGGAGUUCCGCUGGUGCAGAAGGCGCACAUCACGGAGCUCCAGAUGUUUCAGUUUGCCAUUUGCGCCUGUCACGCUUUGUUUUGCAUGUACAAUUUCUGGAAUAUGCAGAUUCCCAGAAUUGUCUUAGUGAUCUACUUCAUGGUGAUGCUGAAUGGCUUGAUGCUCUACACAGACUUCCACUACCAGGUGGAAGGUAAGAGUGAGGCCAAGGUACAGACUGUCCGCAAGGUGAGUAUAGCCUUUGACUCCAGCGGAUGGAUGUAUUGCUAUCACUUCGGUGUGGCUGCGUGGUUGCGAGAGCACAUGAUGCCUGAAGACCUUACCACAGAGGCUGCCACCACGACGGCCUUCCCGGCAUCCCUGACCUUCAGCGGUUCCAGCGGCGGCGCCUUAGUUGCCACGGCGCUGGGCACGGGGCUGCGGCCCAGGGAGAUCUUUGAGAUGGUGGUGAAGAAACAGCCAGAGUGCAAGUACAACCCCUUCCGCAUGCUCCCCGCAGCUGAAGAAGUCUUGCAGAAGGCCUUGCCCGAGAACUCGCACGAGAGCUUGUCAGGGCGGGUGCGGAUCCUGCUGACCCGGGUAUCCCUGAAGUAUCCCUUCUUCACUGCGGAAGUGGUCAACAAGUUCAGCAGCAAAGAAUCGGUUUUCCACGCCUUGAGAGCUUCAUGCCACGUUCCGAUUCUGGGUGGCUUUGGACCCUAUCGCUAUGAUGGCCAUGCCUACUUUGAUGGCAUGUUCUGGCCGCAGGUCCUGGUUCCCUGGAAAGGCACCGACAGCGACCUGGUGAUCCGCGUGGCUGCGUUGCUGCGGAACCUCUCCAGUGACAUCAAAGCGCCAUCGGUGCCCACCUGGUGGUCCGUGUUUCCUCCUGAGGAGGACGUUCUACGAGGCCUCUACUGGCAAGGCUACAGCGAUGCCGCACGAUGGUUCACCCAGGGUCCUCAGAGUGCUUUUGAUUGCAUCUCUUGCAGAGCUUCCGUUGCUCCGAGCGGCAUGAGAAGGCGAUCCUCCACCAAAGGUCGCAAGGCCGAGGAGGACGAGGAACCCAAAGAUGACCGACCUGCAGCACUGUUGGAGGUUCAAAAACUGCUGUUGAAAAAACCUGCAGACGAAGCACUUCCGGAGUCAGAUCCACUGACAGGACGAUCGCCUUUGGAGUACAUUGCCAUCAUGGAGGAAACGAUGCGCUGGCAGAAGAAGUGGCUGUGGAUUGUGUCAGGGAUCUCGAUCUUUCUCAUUUUCCUGUGGAUCCUCUUCGGCUGGUUCUGACACAGAUGUGACGCAUGUGAGGUGCCCAGGGCCAGGGUGGUG
This is a messenger RNA of Cladocopium goreaui, 2494 nucleotides long. Lineage: Eukaryota; Dinophyceae; Suessiales; Symbiodiniaceae. The record is from the annotation of a GenBank genome assembly.